UGGUGUAAAUACUUUAUGGCCUCGAUUGUUGUCCUUCCCAAGUGAUAUUAUGAAUGGGAAAAAUAUCUGACAUUUAUCAUAGGAUUAUUACGACAGAAACGAUUUUAUAUCAAUCAUAAUGACUCAGUAAUAUUGCUUUUUAUCUGCUUUUGAAUAUUUUACAUGGUUGAAAUAAGUGCUCAAAACAGUAUAUCAAAGUUGAAUAAGAUUUGGUUAAUGGAUUACAAAUACAUAUGACUUGGUUUGAACUUUUGUACGGUGGAUGGAUUAUUUGCAAUAUAAACCGGACGAUGUUCUUUCCUAGUUGAGCUUGAAAAAAGGCUAUCGACCGAUCGACAAAAAGGAAAGAUUUACGCUGGAAAGUUGAUCGAAACCAAACAAGAACAUCGUAGUAGCCUUUGUGAGCGCUUCGUGCAAGCCAGUCGAUUCAUUCUAAUGGAUUAUUGUUACAACGCUCAGGAGAACUAAAAUCGGAAAACGAGGUUAACAUCAUUUCUAAUAUUCGGGCGCUCUAUACAUUUUACUAGAUAAUUGUAGGAAAUUGUUUGAAAGAGUGGAGAUAAUUGCAAGAAAUUGCAUCGUAAAUCGCUGUUUGGUGCCAAAAUUGAAAGAGAGAUAAAGUGAUAAAGCAUGAAAAUUUGCUCUCGCACGUGUCUGGAAAAGUGAACAGCUCAUCAGUACAUAUUUGAAACGAGCGCACACUUUUAUGUUACAAAUUGUCUAUUCAUUAAACGAUUACGCGUUUUGAUCACAGAGAUCAAAUCAUCUGCAAAUUAUUUGAAUAAUUGAAACAAGAGGUCCAUUCAUUAUACGAAUUUGUUUGCAAAAUAUUUGAAGAUUUCAAAAAAUAAAUACACGCUACAUAUAGCAAGUGGUAUAUUCAGUGCACGAUUACGUGUUUGGACUGGAAAAUACAUCGUCUGCAAUCUUUUUGAAGAAUUGAAACACGAGUACAGUCGAGUCAGUGUUUCGUCCAUUUAACGAUAAAAGCAUGUCACCCAGGGAAUUGACAUCAAAGGAAUAAUUGUAGCCGACAUCAAAUAGUUGUUACCGCACGUGGAGGGUCACGACACCACAGUAUGUGACACGAUGCUGAAACUGACUUCCGGGAAGUUAGUCACGUGGGGCAAACGUCUGACGUCAUUACAUUCCUAUAUCCUCUUAUCUGCCGUCAUGUACACAGUGUUGUCGUCGUCAACGUACCAGCUUCCGGUGUAUAACGACACCCCAUCCAACAUCACUGUGUACCGGGGAGCUCGCGCCAUCCUCCGCUGUUCUGUCAGAAACCUAGGGCCAAAACAGGUGAUAUGGAAAAAGGCGAGCUCCGACUUUGCACUUACAUUCGGAGACAUGGUUUUCGUGGACGACCCGGAUAUAAGCGUGGUACACGUGCCCCAUCAGGAGGAGUAUAACCUUGUUAUAUCCAAUGUGCAGCCGCACGACGCAGGGGUAUACGAGUGCCAGAUCUCCACAAAGGAGGACCUCAGAAAAUAUGUGCUGCUCAAUGUGUUAGAUCAAACUGCUCCAAGUUCAGAAGCUAUCAAAAUCACGGGCAAAAGUUAUGUAGAAAAAGGUGAUCAAAUUAUAUUGACAUGUAAUGCAACCGGUGAACUUUAUCCGCCGGAAGAUAUUGACUGGUUUAAAGAUGGCAGUAAAAUAAAACCUAACCAGUUCAAGGGUAUCAGCAUAGCGAAAUUCCGGAUUGCGGAGACAAAGACCCUACAUAGUCAGUUGGAGAUAGAUCAUAGCAGUAUGGACGACAGUGGGAACUACAUCUGUAGAAGCUCCGAGUUAGCAAUAACAGACAAGAGUGUCAUUGUUUUAAAUGGGAAAUAUGAUCAGAAUAUCAAACCUCGAUCUCAAGAUAUGACUCAAGAUACGCCUGAUAUAGCAGAAACAAACCACAGUAAGAGGGACAACAAUGAUCCAGCAGCUCCAAUGUCGAGCGCCGCGUGCACGAUAUCGUCCCUCUACAGACACGGAAGGCUGUGUACGUGUGCAUUGACGUUCUUGUGCUGCGUACUUAUCGUCUCCAACAUAUGCCAGAGACACUGGGUGUUUGGCAGUUAUAUCUGAUCCGGAACAGCAAAGGGAUUUUUGAAACGUAGUUGAUUUAACACUGAUUAAAUAUGUGUGUUUCAACGCGCUGUGAAAAACACGUGAAUACUAGUAUUCACUAACAAAACAACGUGUGUGUGUAUAUGUAAAGGUUCUAUGAUUGUUACCACGAGUGCAUUAUACUAUGUCUGGACACUCAUUCGGAGUGAGGAAUACGGAUGCAAUGGUUUAUUUCUUAGCCAAUCAUGUUAAAUGUUACCUUAACUAAAUCUAUCGUGAUGCCAGUUUUAUCGUUGAAUAGAACAUACGAUGUGUGAUUGGAAUGCGCCUACACUUUUAAAGUCUAAGGCCAGAAACAAUCUUCUCCCUACCUUUCGUAUACGGGACCUUGGCGAAGGUAGUGUGUUUCUAUUUGUGAUCUUUUGAAAAAUUGUUGAACCAGUAAUAGAGAAUAUCGAGUUUAACAGAAAAUGAGACUUGACGUGUGAAUGGAAUCCCUAUUGUGAUGGGAGAAAACAACAAACAGAGUGUGAUUGAAACGGGUACUACCAAAAUAACUGGUAUAUCAAUUAGUAGUUGGCAUAGCUCAUUACAUUGAUCACUUCAUUAAUUUCUAAUAAUAGAUUCAGCCAGGUCAGAUAAUCAAACCUUCUUAACAAGAGCGCAAUGUGCACAUAAAAAGAUUUUACCAAUGAUCGUCAUCUUAAGGAGUAAAGCAAAUUAGACAAGAUAUGCAGCUUUUUGUUUCGCAAUAGUUGAAUAUAACCUUAAACAAAUAAAAUACGAAUCUGAUAAAAGUCGAAGAGAAUCGACAAUUACUUCCCGGACCAAAACUCAAUAAUUACAAAAAACAUUUAUUAUAUUCAUGAAAGGUUUAAGUAAUUAAAAAAAUCGUUAUAACUAUGGUUUAAUAAAAAAAAAACAAUUCAAAGACGCAUUUUUGUAUAGUGUCAUUAUAACAUCGAGUUACUUGUUUUUGGUACUUGCUAUGGCGUGACGUCAGCAGGGUGAAAUACGACCGUAUUGCACUAGGGGGAAUACAUAUAAAAUAUUCUGUGGAAUGUAGUGCUUGCAAAAUCGUGGUGCAAAAACAAACAAAUAAUGCUAGAUCUUAACUUGGUUUGUGCAUUGUACUAAUGGUCAUUCACUAGGUGUUAAUAAUCCAUUGUGGGUAAAAAAAGUACAAUAGAAAAUUCUGUACAUAUCGAUUUUCAGAAGAUAUAGAAACAGUUUCAUUAACGGCAAAGGCGUACAAGAUGGGAUCAUUGGUAUGCUUAAAAUAGUCAUAAAACAUCAUGACGAUUACUCAACAACACACCUUAUUUUGAAUCAAAUACAUGUCAAUCAUUUAAUUCUUAAUGAAAGUUUGCUAUGUUAUGAUUUGAUUAGUUUGUACUAUUGUUGUAUUGUAUGAACAUUUUGUUAUAGCGUGUUUAUGUUCACAAGUAUGUACAUAGCGAUACUAGGUCAAUGUUCCCUGGUUUCCCCGAAACGUUUUCCACCAUUCCAACCUCAUUACAUGCCAAACGAUUGUAACAAAACUAUUAGAUAAAGCUUAUUCAUUUUCAAUCUUGGCAUUCUAUUUGGCAUGAAAUGAAACUGUUACGAUAGUUUUCAUAUUAGGGCCGAUGUCUUGAUAUGGAUCCCUUUUAUAAUACAUAAUUUUGUUGAAUGAUUGGUAAAGGUACAACAAUACUUAUAUUGUUGUGGAUCAAUAUGCAACUGAAAAGUGUUAACAACAGAUAUGUCUUGUGUCAUAAUAAUACAGGUUAAUAAUACAGAAAAAUGAAUAUGUUCAUUUUAUCGACUGUGACAUCACUCAGUGUUAAAACAUAUUGUUUUCAAUGAAUCUCUCCGUCUGUAUAUUGUUAUACUCGACGCAAAUAAAAUCCAUGCAUUUAGCAGCAUUUACAAUACAUAAAUAUUAAGUAUCGGGUUAAGAACUUACUGUUUCGUACAACACCUCAUGUUUGCAUAUAGGUUUAGAAUUCCGACGCUUUCAUACAUCGAAUAGUGGCAUUGUCAUUCCACCCGCAUCGAACGAUCAUAUCUUUGAGAGUGUAAACAGAACGCAUUUCCAUGUUUAUGUAAGUAACAAAACAACUUAAUUUGAACUAUCAGACUGCUCUGAAAGAAGCAAUUUAUUCGCGGUGAUUCAAACCCAUCUGUCUAUUCUAGUUUGGUUGGUGAUAUCUGCAUUCUUUUUAUAGAUAUAACAAAGCCUAAUUAAAUGUCAUCUUAAUUGCUAAUUCAAGAAAAUGCCGAAUUUAGGUAAUGUUUGAAUUUGGUAUUAAUUUCUAGAAGUUAUGAUGGAUGUGUUGAGAAUGUGUUUGCCUAAAACAGACAAACUUUAAUCACAAGUGAAGUCUGUAUUAUUAACGUAACCGAUUGUAUCCCUUUGUUAUAGUACAGCACUGCAAUGUUUAGUGUUUGAUUUUAAUACUUUGUUUUCCAAACCUUAAGUACGAUCCAAGAAAAGUGCAUUUAUAUUUAUUUGUGCAUAUAUGUAAAUACUGCUAGCAUAUAAUUUGUACAUACAUGUUCACCAUUUGUAUAUAUAGACUCAUGAAAUAUGU
Messenger RNA from Mya arenaria, 4634 nucleotides. RefSeq names its product MAM domain-containing glycosylphosphatidylinositol anchor protein 1-like. Gene Ontology annotation, cellular component: neuron projection membrane. The transcript has 9 exons. The coding region runs from base 1090 to 2076 and encodes 328 amino acids. Lineage: Eukaryota; Metazoa; Mollusca; Bivalvia; Myida; Myidae. The record is from RefSeq and is a predicted model, not a curated record. Gene Ontology annotation, biological process: synapse organization.